AUGUCGGAAAUGGACAGUUUGAAAUUGCUUCAGUUGGAAAUGCUGGCAAAUGCCGUUAUUAAUUCGCCAUCUGAAGUGAAUCAGUCAACGACACCAACCCAAUCUAACUAUGGCAGUGAGAAACACAGUCCUUCAAACCUUGAUAUUAUGAAUGAUGAAGGCUUUUCAGCAGACGAGAAUAAAAUUGUUAGUAACAAUGUCAAUUGUAAUGGGGAAGAUCAUGAGGUUGAACCAGCCUUCAUGUAUGAGCCUCAACAAGAAAAUAUUUCUUCAAGAUCCUUAUUUGAGUCACCGAGAAAUCUCUUUUGUCAAAAUGAAUUGGUAAUCGUUGAAAAUGUAAAAACUGAACCGCCCGACCUGGGCUUUUCAGAUGAUGAGACUGGAGAGCAAGGCAAGAUAGAAUCAAUUGAGAAUGACAUUACAAACACCAUAUCUCAGCUGGUUGAUAAUAUCAAUGAUGAUCAGUUAGAGACCAAUGAAACUGCUUAUGAAGAGAGUGUACGCAGCAGGCAAUAUGUUAAUAACGUUGAAAAUGGAAAUGUUUAUUAUGAAUUGUCAGAUUUAUUAACAAAUGAUGAAAAACUUAGACAAAAUUGUUUUGUAAAGUUGGUUGAUUGCAAAGGAAUUUUAAAUUUAGAUAAAUUAAAUUUGAUUCCAUUGUGUGUUGAAAAAAAGAGAAAACUUAUGGACAAAGCAACUUUGGAGUCAAGCGAUAAAGUUAAACAGUUUAAACUUAGCAAUGAUUUUAACACAGUGCAAAAUGAAUUAGAUAAUAGAAGUGUUAUUCAAACAAAACUGAAUGUAAGUUGUGGUGAGAAGUUGAGCACUGUAGUACCAUCUUUUAUUUCAACUAUCUCUACGAUGACAAGUUCAUCUCAUCUCUUAUCAAACAAGAAAGUUAAAAAAUUUAGUUCUGAGAAAAGUGAUUUGAAUCCAUUGAAAAAUAGUAACAAAGUAAUAACCUCUUUAUCAACAUCAUCGACAGUAUCGUCAAGUAUUGGAUUUGUAGUAUCAUCGCCAUUAUCAACUGCAUCAACUACAUCAACUACAAAAACAUCACUUGUAACAUCCACACUACAUUCCACCCCCUUCAAAUCUCGUUCAAAUAUAUUUUCUAUAUUAACCCCUGCAAAAGAGAUAGAGGAUUCUAGCUAUGCAACAAAUUGUAUGGAAAAUAUGACAGUUUCAUCAACAUCUCUGUUGACCUCCAAAAGUUUUUCAUUUUCUGGUUGGUCAUCUUUGAGAACGACACUGCAAAUGUCAUCAGCAAAAUGUAACAAAAAGAAGUACCAACCUGUUGUCAGAUUGAAAAAUUUGACAGAUUUUGAUGUAAGUAAAAUAUGUCAGCAGCUGAAAAAUAGUCCUAAUAUAUAUACUGACAGAAAUGACUCAAAACCAUUAUCAACAUCAUCUUCGUUUAGUGAGGAACUAAAAACAAGUAUAAUAUUUUCAGCAAUCGUUUCCACUACGUCAAAUGUUGAUAAUUUUGACAAAAAUUCUCAUUUGAGUAAGAAAACUGACACAUCUAAUAAGCCAAAGAUCAAUCCACCCUCACAAACACCUCAAUCAAAGCAUCCAGAAGUUGAAAGUACGAAAAAGCAGGACAAGAAGAUGAGGCCAUCUUUAGAUAAGAAAUCCAAAUAUUCAUCUAUAUCCUCAUCCAAGUCAAAUAGGAGAGAAGUGAAUGAAAAGAAAACAAAGGAAGAAGAAGUGUUAAAGAAGCUUCAAGACACCAUACGUAUUAAACCCGUCAAACAGCAGUCGUCCAACCAAGUCAAACGAAUUCCGAAGAUUAAUCAGAUGCUGACAGAAGAAGAUAAAGCUCGUAGUGUGCUAGCUAAAAUUGAUACAGCCGAACCAUUAGAGUUCAACAGUAAAUACCAGCCAGCAAUAAGAGGUAGAGUUCAGAGCUAUGGCCAGGCAAACAACUACCAGAAUACUGGCUACAGGGAUAGAUUCAAUUUUUACAAGAAUGGAGGAGAUGGAGAUCGGUCAUCUGGUUGGAGGAGAAACUACGACAAGUCCAGAGAUGAUGAUGGCAACAAACUCAACAAACGUUUGAAUGAUUUGAGUGCAAUGAACCGACAGUACAUUAAUAACAACAGAUUCAACUCACGUGACAACUCAACGAGCAGCAACAAACCACAGCCAUAUAAUUGGUUUGAUGAUUUGCCAUAUGGUGAUGGAUGUGAUGAUGAUGGUGACCGUGAUGAUGUCGAUAACAAUAAGAACAGCAGUACGAAAUCGACUGUCAGUGAUAACAAGAAAUCACAGAGAUAUAAUUGGUUCAACGAUUUAUCGACUGAUGCUGGGUGUGAUGAUGGCGAAGCAGACUAUGAUAAUGCGGACAAGAAUAAUAAUAAGAGUAGCAAUGCUGUCAGAAGCAACAAUAACAGGAUGCCAAUUGAAAGUGAUGACAGUACUAAGGUGAACACUAUUGACAACAACAAACCACAAAGAUAUAAUUGGUUCAGUAACUUACCAUUUGAUGCUGGAUUCGAUGAUGGUAAAGCUGGCUAUGGUAGCAUCAACAAGAAUGAUAGCAGGAGUGGUUCCUAUGGUAACAACAAUAAAAUUGUUACUGCCAAUAAUAGCAAUAAUAAUAAAAUUAAUGCUUUAAAGAAUGAAAAAGAUGAUAAAGUGAACUCUGUUGAUGAUAACAACAGCAGCAGACCUCAGCGAUAUAAUUGGUCCAGUGAUGCCUCUUUUGACAUUGGAUUUAAUGAUGACAGGGCUGAAUAUGGUGCUGGCAACAAGGAUAACAGCAUGCUCAUGAAGAACAAUAAGACAGGCAGCAUCAGCAGUAACAUCAACAACAAAGCAAAUGCAAUCAAUAAUAACAUCAACAACUAUGUGAAUCCUGUCAACAAUAACAAUAAACAACAGAGAUAUUAUCGACUCAAUAAUUUAUCGUCUGGUGUGGAAUGUAAUGAAGAUAAGGUUGACUACAGUACUUUCAACAAAAAUAGCAGCCCAUUUAGUAACAACAGUAAGAUGAGUGGCAUCAACAAUAAGGUCGAUACUGUUCACAAUAACAUUAAUAGCCAUCCUCUUAAAAAUAAUGAAAUCGAUUUAGAUAAAUCUCUCAAAAGAAAAUUUUUAGAUGCAUUUAAAGAAAUUUUAAAAAAAGAUGAUUCUCUAAACUUCCAUACCAGACGGCAGGUCUCAGAUAUCUGUCUCCACAUUCAAGAACAAAUCAGGUGUGCCCUCAUGUUUGAUUUAUAUUUUACUUUUCUUUGA
Helobdella robusta is the source of this 3240-nucleotide messenger RNA. RefSeq lists its product as hypothetical. Lineage: Eukaryota; Metazoa; Annelida; Clitellata; Rhynchobdellida; Glossiphoniidae. The transcript is spliced from 6 exons. The record is from RefSeq and is a predicted model, not a curated record. Bases 1 to 3240 code for a protein of 1079 amino acids.